Molecule: messenger RNA, 1226 nt
Organism: Sciurus carolinensis (gray squirrel)
Lineage: Eukaryota; Metazoa; Chordata; Mammalia; Rodentia; Sciuridae
Gene: Sostdc1
Product: sclerostin domain containing 1
Exons: 2
Coding region: 138-758 (206 amino acids)
Biological process (GO): negative regulation of BMP signaling pathway; negative regulation of Wnt signaling pathway
Molecular function (GO): BMP binding
Source: RefSeq, a predicted model, not a curated record
CAACUUUACACCUGAAUGAACGCCAAACCUCUGUGGAUAUAUAAAGGGAACCUUGAGGAGGAAUUUCACAGCUACAGUGCAGAAGCAGAGGGAAAGGAAUAAACCAGCUCUUCAGUCAAGCAGAUCCUCUACUCACCAUGCUUCCUCCUGCCAUUCAUUUCUAUCUCAUUCCCCUUGCAUGUAUCCUAAUGAAAAGCUGUUUGGCUUUUAAAAAUGAUGCCACAGAAAUCCUUUAUUCACAUGUAGUUAAACCUGUUCCAGCACACCCCAGCAGCAACAGCACGUUGAAUCAAGCCAGAAAUGGAGGCAGGCAUUUCAGUAACACUGGACUGGAUCGCAACAGUCGGAUUCAAGUGGGUUGCCGGGAACUUCGUUCCACCAAAUACAUCUCUGAUGGCCAGUGCACCAGCAUCAGCCCUCUGAAGGAGCUGGUGUGUGCCGGCGAGUGCUUGCCCCUGCCAGUGCUUCCUAACUGGAUUGGAGGAGGGUAUGGAACAAAAUACUGGAGCAGGAGGAGCUCCCAAGAGUGGAGGUGUGUUAAUGACAAAACACGCACACAGAGAAUCCAGCUGCAGUGCCAAGAUGGCAGCACACGCACCUACAAAAUCACGGUGGUCACUGCCUGCAAGUGCAAGAGGUACACCCGGCAGCACAAUGAGUCCAGUCACAACUUUGAGAGUGUGUCUCCUGCCAAGCCAGCCCAGCAUCACAGAGAGCGGAAAAGAGCUACCAAAUCCAGCAAGCACAGCAUGAGUUAGAACUCAGACUCAGACUGGACUGACUACUAACCAUCUGCUUUACAGAUUUGAUUGCUUGGAAGACUCAAGCCUGCCAUUGCUAUUUUCUCACUUGAAAGUAUAUGCUUUCUGCUUUGAUAGAGCCCAGCAAACUGUCCUAAGUAUCAGGACCUUCUCUGGGAACUGCUUUUCCUUUUCAAGUUUUUCAAGAUGUACGUAUGUUCAUGCGUGCAAUUUGCAUUUAAAUUCCACACAUCCUGUAGUUUUAAUUCCCCAUAAUUCUUAAAAGACUAUUGACACUAUAUACACCCCUAAACCUGAAUCUUUACAUUUUAAAACAGAAAAAGGCUCUCUUACUCUCCAUUCCCUAGCCCAUCCCUGCCCUUUCCAAACAAACCCCCUUCAAAACAGAAAAGUUAAAAAAAAAAAAGUGUUGCCAUGAAUCUUCAUAGUAACAUUUCAGAAAGGUGCUUUUUUGGUAAUUUUCAU